UCUUUUUUCUUGUUUCCUUCCUUUUCUUUUGCGUGGGUAACUGCUACUAUUCAACUCUCAAGGCUGCUAUUCGUGCUAUCUACUGAUUUGAUUGCAUGAAGGGACCAGUAAUGGUAUCAUUGAAAACGAAACAUCGAGAUCUAAAUUUCCAUGAGAAAAAGUAUCCCUCAUGGCCCUUUAAUCAUCAUGAAGUAUAGAUUCCAUCCAAAAAGCAAGGACUCUCCUUUUACUUUUAAUCUCUUGUUGCUGCUCUAUGUUUAUUCAUCUCUUCUCAAACCCUCUAAACAAGAUCUCGUAGUGCCAAAAUAGCUAUGGAUGGUUUAGAGAGACAAAUGGAAAUACUCAGUAUAAAAAAUAAAGAGAAAUGGAUAAAGCAUUACAGCAGUUCUCAUAAAAUACUACUGGUAGGAGAAGGUGAUUUUUCUUUUGCUGCUUCCAUGGGAAAAGCAUUUGGUUCUGCUGUAAACAUGGUAGCCACUUCUCUCUACCCCCAAGAGACCAUGAUGCUGAAGUAUUCAAAAGCUGCAACAAACUUAAGAGAGCUGGGGGAUCUUGGAUGUCUCGUAAUGCAUGAAGUAGAUGCACAUACUAUGAGCAAGCAUCCUCUACUGAAUCAGAAAUUGUUUGACAGGAUAGUCUUUAAUUUUCCUGCUACAGCUCUCAAAAGGAGUGAAUCUAAUAUUCGCCAAAUCGAAAAACAUCAAAGGUUGGUGAAGGGCUUCCUGGGGAGUGCUCAUAACAUGUUGGAAGUGAAUGGAGAAAUUCAUGUGACCCAUAAAACCACAGAGCCGUACAGUAAGUGGGAGAUAGAGAGAUUAGCAGAGGAUGCUGGUCUGCGCUUGGUUGAGAAAGUUAGGUUCAAGAAAGCUGAUUAUCCAGGAUUCAGUAAUAAAAGAGGAUCCGGGCCCAGAGCUGAUCAGACCUUUUCAGCUGGAAACAGCUGUACCUUCAAAUUUUCCAGGAAUAUUACUUGAGAUAGGACCAAAACAGGCACUGAAACCCAAAUUCAUGCCCUGUCCCCUGCCUGGUGUUAAUGACCAACUACAUGAUAUUCUCCUAUACAUGUAAUGAUAUGGCAUCAACGAAAUAUUUUGUUUCUAUCUAGCAUGCUGAAUACUUGAAUACUCCACGGCAGGGUGGUCUUUGAUGUUAGACUUGGUAACCCUAAAUUCUAUUGUCUUUGGAAUCGUUGCAAGUCCCAGGUACAGGGUAUAUACCAAGCUACCGACUGAAACCAGAACCCCAGAACAGAACCUAACUAUUGUAAUCAAAGCUGAACAACUGGGGACGGUCAGAAAGUCUUUCAAGACUUCUAUGUCAAGCUUCAUACAAAUGAAUAGGCUGAUUUACUUGGUAAUUAAA
Messenger RNA from Populus euphratica (Euphrates poplar), 1362 nucleotides. RefSeq lists its product as uncharacterized. Gene Ontology annotation, molecular function: rRNA (uridine-N3-)-methyltransferase activity. NCBI's taxonomy places the organism in Eukaryota, Viridiplantae, Streptophyta, Magnoliopsida, Malpighiales, Salicaceae. The transcript is spliced from 3 exons. The record is from RefSeq and is a predicted model, not a curated record. Gene Ontology annotation, cellular component: cytoplasm. Gene Ontology annotation, biological process: rRNA base methylation. The coding region runs from base 312 to 974 and encodes 220 amino acids.